Molecule: messenger RNA, 3663 nt
Organism: Durusdinium trenchii
Lineage: Eukaryota; Dinophyceae; Suessiales; Symbiodiniaceae
Source: the annotation of a GenBank genome assembly
AUGCCGGGACUGAAGACCCUUUUGGGGAGCUUGACUGACACAUUCAGCUGUCAAUGGCCGGAUCUGUCAUCGGUUGCCAACGACUUGCCUCUUAGCUUAUUGGUGGAGCUCUUGAGUUUGCCCCUUGGCACGAUCAAAGAGGCUGUGUCGCUUGACAUCUUCACGGAUGGCUCCUUCUUUAGAGAAGCUGAUCUGCCAGCUGGUUGGACUUUUGUGGUGUUCGGAUAUGGCACGGCUGGACAAAAAUUCCUGCUGCAUGCUGCCUGUGGCCAGGUGGUGGAAGUCCUUGAUGAGCGUUGGCACCUGGCGGACGCUCAUUCGUCCAGAGCAGCGGAGCUCGAAGCAGCGCUCUUCCAGGCAGGAGUGUGGAGAUUGGCUUCAGCAUUUGAAGGGAAUGUCUGUUUCCAUUUUGACGCCUCAUGUGGAUAUCCAGCUGGUAUUUGGAAUUUUGGCACUGCUUGUGUUCAAGGAAGAGUGGUGCGGGCAAUCUUCCAAACUAUUCAGGCAAUGUUUCCAGGGAAGCAGGGUUUUGCCCAUGUCAAAGCUCACUCUGCCAUCCUGGGAAAUGAGCUUGCUGAUGUGCUUGCCAAGGCUGGAUGUGGCCAGGAUCCACCCCUGGGGGUUCCUCAAAUUGCCCUGCAGGAUGCCUUAUUUGGGGAUCCUAUGCCGAUUGAGCUUCUAUGGCUCUAUGUGCAAUCAGCGUUCAUGGAUGAUUCGUACCCUGAAUUAGAGGAUGAAGAACUCCGAAGUGAUGUUGUCUUCUCGCCAGUUGACAAACGCGAGGUCCUUCUGCAGCCAGUUGUGGAAGGACUACAUCAGACAGUUGUAGGCGAAGCAAAGAUUGACCUAGGGGUCCUCACGUAUAAUGUAGGCUCUUUCUUCGCAGUGAGGCAGACUGGAUCAUUCCUUGGACGAUGUGAGUACAUUCGCCAGCAGCUCGUCUCACAUGGUGUGCACAUUGCAUGCUUUCAGGAGACGAGAUCCAAGCAAACAGGGGUUUUCCCAUCGGCCACGCACUUUCGAUUUGUAGCUGCUGCCAACAAUGGACGUGGAGGCUGUGAAAUUUGGCUUUUGCGUAUGUUGAAAGGCACGUCGAAGCAGUUGCUGCGAAAAGAGGAUGUGAUAGUUCACUGGGACGCUCCUGAACUACUGAUUCUGCAGGCUAAGCUCUUGGACAAGAUGUUCCUCAUCAUUUCCGGACAUGCACCGCAUGUCAGUCGACCGGAAUGUGAGCAUGUCUGUUGGUGGAAUGAUCUGAUGAUCAAAACUCGCGGUGCAUUUGUGCCAGGACAGCACACCCUGGUUUGUGGAUUGGAUGCUAACACUCAUUUUGCACAGACUAUGCCACCGCAUGUGGGAGAGUUCGAGUUGGAGAGUAAGGCUAGCUAUUCCUCGCAGCUCUUCUUGCAGUUUCUACAGGAGUUUGGCUUGUACUUGCCCUCUACGUGGCAUGAUUGUCAGGAUUUCCUGGCCUUGAUUGAAUCCCCUGCUGCCUUUGAUGAUGCAGAUGUUCCAGAACAGUUGAAGCGCAUCUAUCAGGAUGCCUUCGAUAAUACCUGGUACUGUGUACUGGGCACAAAAACACUGACGGCCACCACCAAAGGUACCCGACCAGGGGAUUCAUAUGCUGACCUGGUCUUUGGCUUUGUGCUGACGCGGAUCCUUCGUAUUGUCCAAGACAAGAUGAAGUUGUAUGGCCUGUUGGUGCAAAUCCCUUGGACUGGAUGCCCUUCACCACAAGCAGGAGAGCAACAGCGACUGCAAGAGUAUCUUGGACCCAUUUGGGCAGACGAUAUUGCAGUUGUGCAACAAGGGGACACCCCAUUGGAUCUCACCCAGCGUAUUUCUAAGACUGCGGGCCUCCUGAUGGACAUGCUUGCUUGUUUUGGGAUGUCGCCGAAUAUGGCGAAAGGGAAGAGUGAGGUGCUGUUGCAACUGCGAGGAUGUGGUAGCCAACGACUCAAGAAGGCACUUGUGCAAAAUGAUCAGAAACUCCAGACAGUUGCACAAGUUGCGGCAGAUGAAAUUGCUUUGGUUGGACGAUACAAGCACUUGGGUCUGUGGUUGACUGAGAACAACUCACCACUCCUGGAUUUGAAGUCUCGUUUCGCCAUCGCACAGGCAGGCUGGAGUGUUCAUGCGUUUAAAGUCCAUGGGCGAACCACUAUGGGCCGACGUGUGGCAGUUGGCUCUCAAUGCCCCAGCUGCUUGAAGCAGUAUGCCUCGCAUGUGGCGCUUAUCCACCACCUCAACUACCAGACACGAUGUCGCAAUUCUGCGCUUUGCAGGGGUUGGACUGCGGAUUUGGAGCCGGGCAUGAAUAGUGUCAUUGCGGGACAACAAAGACCUGCUUUCUGGAUGCCUCCAAUUCAAGCAGAAGGUCCGGUUUUGCCACCUGGUCUUCCUCAUGAUGAGCCGCCUAUGGUGGAGGCUGAGACUGAACUCUGGACCUUAUGGACACGUGCCAUUGAGCAGAUCUCCAGCCAUUCGAGUGUUGAUAUCACUGUGUCUGCCCUCAAAGAGGCUACCAUGCAAACGGUGUUGCACUUGGACGAGAUCAAACAACUUUUCACUCAGUGGAGUGCUGGAUGUCAAGCGAACUGUGCUCAAUCCUUUUGGGAACAAGUGCAUCAGGUAUUUUUGACAUCAGCCACCGCUUCAUGGUUUAUUGCUGGGAAGCAGGGAAGUUUGCCCCGUCUGUCCUUUGAUGGAGUCUGGGAGAAAUGGUGCAAAGACUUGCCAAAGCUACCAGAUGUGCCUCGGGUACUAAAGUAUAGACCAGUGCUCAUGGCGCAUAUAUUUUCCGGGCAUCGGCGUGAAGGUGACCUACAGUCCUUCCUCGAAGAUCUUCAAGUUCCAGAACCACACUGUGUUCGGGUGCUGAGUGUGGACAUUGUGUUCUCGGAGUCGUGGGGGAACUUGUUAUGUCCAACAACCUUCAACAAGUUCAAGGAUGCCAUUCGUUGUGGACUACUGCGCAUUGUUUGUGCGGGACCUCCAUGCGAGACGUGGAGCAGAGCACGUUCCCAUGGAUGUGAGGAUGGAGGCCCACUUCCUGUCCGUGAUGCCACCCACCUUCGAGGCCUACCAGAGCUUCGCUUGAGGGAGGUAAGACAAGUCUCGACAGGGAAUGAUCUGUUGGGAGUUGCAAUUCGUUUUGCUGUCACCAUGUUGAUCAGCCAGGGCUUCUUCCUUUUGGAACAUCCGAGGGAUUUGGGAGGUGAACAGCCUUCUAUUUGGCGGCUUGCUGUGAUCAAGCUGCUCCUGGCUUUUCCAAAUGUCCGGCUUUGUCAUGUACAGCAGGGCCUGUUUGGUGCACAGUCGGCAAAACCGACCACUUUUCUGAUUGUGAACCCUCCGCCCAAUGCUGAUGGCAUUCUGGCAAAGUUUCGCACGCGCGAUGUGGUGCCCCUGACGGUAUCCAUUGGUCGUGUGAACGGACAAUGGAGAACGGCGGCACUAAAAGCCUACCCGGCUGCACUUUGCAGAGCAAUUGCGGCUGUGGUGCAAGGCUACCUGGCGGAAAUGGAGCCAUCAAUUGCUCCUUUGGAUGCUCCUGCGGACUUUGAAGCGUUUGCGGAGUUGUGUGUGCCGCCUGCGGAGGCCCAAAUGGGCCCCGAUUACCACCCGUCCAAUUUGGUGCAUGUACAGGCUCCUGGCUAG